Leucoraja erinaceus (little skate) is the source of this 6625-nucleotide messenger RNA. It is a transcript of the gene tbc1d24, whose product is annotated as TBC1 domain family, member 24. NCBI's taxonomy places the organism in Eukaryota, Metazoa, Chordata, Chondrichthyes, Rajiformes, Rajidae. The record is from RefSeq and is a predicted model, not a curated record. The transcript is spliced from 8 exons. The coding region runs from base 159 to 1895 and encodes 578 amino acids.
CGGACGACAGCUGCUCGAGACGGAGACGCGCUGACAGGACGGUGGCGGCGGCGGCGGAGGAGGAGGAGAAAGCGGAGAAGAGCGGGAGACCUGAGAAGCCAACAGUGAAAACAUGCAUCAUCCCUGAAGACUGAAUAAUCCACUCUUCCUGAACUGCAAUGGAAAAUUCAGUAAAGUCUUUGCCCAUGACUGACAUGCAGGGUAAUCAGUUUGUCGCCUGGGACAAGAUGACUGAUCUGGAGAAGGACUGUCCUGUGGUGCCAGCUGUUAUUGAUGACGACCUGUUAAAGCAAUAUGCCAGGCAAGGUUACUGGGCAAAGAGCCAUUCUCUAAGAGGUAAAAUAUAUGAACAAAUCAUCAAAGCUGUGCCGUGCAGGACUGUGACUCCUGAUGCUGAGGUGUACAAAGAUAUCGUGGAGAAAAUUACUGGGAAAUGGAACACUUCCACACUUUCGCUGCCAGAAUUUGUGGAUGGGAGUACCAUCCCGAACUAUUGCCUGAACGUGGAUGGGAUUGAUGCAGUCAGGAAGAUUCUGCUGUGCAUAUCCAGCCAGUUUCCAGAUAUCUCUUUCUGUCCUGUGCUUCCAUCAAUUGUGGCGCUGCUCCUACACUACAGUGCAGGCGAAGCCGACUGCUUCGAGAAGGUGUGCCGUCUCCUGGCCUGCAAUGACCGCACAAAACAUUUCUUCGACCAAACGUUUCUGGCAUACGAAUCCUCCUGCAUGACCUUUGGAGACCUAGCCAACAAAUACUGCCAGGGUGCUCACAAGCUGAUUGUGAGUUCUUCAGAGGAUGUACUUGAGGUGUACUCUGAUUGGCUGCGAUGGAUAUUUGGAGAACUUCCCUUUAACUAUACAGCCCGCGUGUUGGAUAUCUUUUUUGUUGAAGGGUGUAAGGUCCUGUAUAGAGUGGCAUUGGCUCUCCUCAAGUUCUUCCAAAAAUCUAGAGCCAAGCAGCCUGGGAAAUCUGCCAACAUUCGAGCUGACGUUCGGAGUUUUGUCCAGGAGAUCAACAAACAUGUCUCGGUUGAGAAGCUUUUGGAGAAGGCUUUUGCCAUCCGUUUAUUCUCCAGGAAAGAGAUCCGUUUGCUCAGAGAUGCUAAUGAGAAAGCGCUAAAGAAAAAAGGCAUAACUGUAAAUCAAAAGAGAGAAAGACACAAUGUUCACCUAGCUGUCAAUGUUGAAAAUUUCACAUCUAGUAUUGUGAGUGCAAAGGAGAUGCGAGAGAUUUGGUCCUGGAUCCCAGAACGAUUUGCGCUUUCCCAGCCACUGUUGAUCUUCACUACUUUGGACCAUGGUUAUAGUUUGAACAGAUUUUAUGCUCAUUGCGAGGGGUAUGAGCCAACCAUCAUUCUCAUCAGAACCACAAAGGACGAGGUCUGUGGAGCCUACCUUUCAACAGACUGGAGCGAAAGAAGGCGAGGGGGAAACAAGUUGAGCUAUUUUGGCACAGGGGAAUGCUUUGUCUUCAAGCUGCAACCUGAGAUGGUGCGAUAUGAAUGGGUUAUCAUUAAACAUCCAGAGUUGGAAGCAGCUAAAGGUACAGCUAAAGACGCAACGGCAGAGUUCCCUCAGCAGCCUGAUGUUCUGGGCGCAGAGUUACCCGAGGACAUGGGUUUAGUUGCUUCCUCCGAAGACCCCUCGGACAGGUUAUCACCCUUUCUUGCUGCUCGUCACUUCAACUUGACCACCAAAGCAACAGCGAUGUUCAUGGCUGGAAGUCCAGAAUCCAUUAUAGUCGGUGGUGGUGGCUGCCCUGCGUUGUACAUCGAUGAGAAUCUGAACCGUGGCACGACUGGACGCUCCAGCACCUUUAACAACCAUCCUCUGUGCUCGGAAACUUUCCAGAUCAGCAUGCUGGAGGUGUGGGGCUUCCAGGACAACGUGUACAGCUGAAGGCAUCAUAUCGUAUUUCCAGGGAGCUCUUCAAUCAUAUCGUCCCUUUUUAUACAGGAUCCGGCAUCUGCCCACUGAGCUGGAUUCCUGCGAAGAUGUUUCUGAUGGUGCAGUAUUAUUUUUACCUCCGGCGCUGAGUUAGAAGUAGGAGAAUUAAUCAGAUUUUGGUGAGGAGGUAGAAAUCAGGUCCACUGUGAUAGCACUCAAAGAGCAAAAAAACUGCAGGAAAACUAAUUUUAAAAAUGUUGGAGAUCUCUGGUAUCUGAGGAGAGAGAGAGAGAGAGAGAGAGAGAGAGAGAGAGAGAGAAACUGUUCAUGAUGACUGGCAUUGAAUUGAAAAGUUAAUUCUGUUCCUCUUUCCACAAAUGCUAUUUGACUCUUGACUAUCUCCAGUGUUUUUCUUUGAUGGAAGUACUAUCUGUAUGUUUUUGACUUGCAUAUCUUAAAUAGAACACAAAGUGCUGGAAUAACUCAGCAAGUUAGGCACCAUCUCUGAAGAACAUGGAAAUGCAAAGUUGGGGUUGGGAUCCUUCAGACUGGAGUCUAGAAUCUGACCAGCUGAGCUACUCCAGCACUUUGUUCUACACAGGAUUCCAGCAUCUCCUGUGUCUACACUUAUCAUAAACCUGUCUGUAGCAAAUGUUUCAGCCAUGUGAAUUGGUCCCUCUGUAAGGAAGUUAAAUGCCGUUCAGUGAAAUAGCACUAUAUUUCAUUUGCUGUACUGUGAAUAUGCUAGAAAUUUGACCUCGGCCGUGUGCACUUGAUGUAGAAUGCAGGAGUGUCGUCCACCUCCGGCUUCAGUGGAGCUGAAUUUCAGAUGUGGAGUACAAUAAGCAGAACCAUCCUUAUGCUUGGGACAAAUUCCUAAUCCCUAUUCUGUCUUUCUAAUACGUUAUUUAAAAUGGUUGUUCAUUAAGUUGUCAUGAGAAAUUAAGUUCCAAUGUGCACUGUAUCAGAUGAUAACCGUGCACUGAUGAUGUGGGAGACUGUUUCUGUGCAUGAUGAGGUUGGAACAAUGCCACUGUUUGUAGGGAGCUGACUGCCAAGCAAAUUGGGUUCAUUUAUGAACAUUACUUAAAGAAAAGUUUGCUUUUAAUCUAAUUUGGUCAAUGUUAUGCACAGUUCUAAAAGUUUUUUUCAUAUCAUUUCAGUAUUGUUUUUUAAUUUGCACUUUUCAAGCUAAAUGCAGGUAGCAAAACAAUAUUUCUCGUCAAGUGCACUAUUUUACUUUAGGUGUAGACUUGAUGAGGCCAAAGGUUUGCCAACUGCAAGCUACGCCUAUUCAUCCUCUACAUCAAUUACUGCCCUCAGCUAACCCUGAUAUAUGUUGAGAUUCUGUCUCAAGGAGCAACUACACUUAUCCUUAUCUCAUCCAUAGCCCAGUUUUGGAAACAUAGAAAAUAGGUGCAGGAAUAUGCCAUUCGGCCCUUCGAGCUAGCACCGCCAUUUAAUAUGAUCAUCCACAAUCAGUACCCCAUUCCUGCUUUCUCUCCAUAUCCCUUGAUUCCGUUAUGGAAUCUCUUGAUUCUCUCUGGAAAACUCUUAUCUUGAAAACAUCCAGAGAAUUGGCCACCACUGGAAUUUUCUGCCACAGAUUCAUAACUCUCUGGGUGGAAAGGUUUUUCCUCUUCUCAGUCAUAAAUGGCCUACAAAUUAUUCUUAAACUUUGAACCCUGGUUCUGGACUAGCCCAACAUCGGGGACAUUUUUCCUGCACAUAGCCUGUCCAAUCCCUAAAGUAUUUCAUGUUUCUAUAAGAUUCCCUCUCAUCCUUCUAAAUUCCAGUCAAUAUAAGCUCAGUCGAUCCAUUCUUUAGCAGCUAUUGCUGGCACGCUGGGGAUCAGUUCAUCAAUGCUGGCUCCCGAGUGCAGCUGGCACCUUUGACAUAAUGGCGUGGCUGACUCAGGGAAUCUAUCAUUGCUUAUCAUAAAUGAUGUUAAAAAUAGUUAAAUGUCAAGCAGAAGUGUGCACAAGUAACAAUUCUUUCCACAGUAUUCUACAUCCUUUAAAAACAAACUGAAUGAUAACGCUCAGUGUUAUGAUCAAUCUCUUGAAAGCAGUUGCUCGUUUGUUUACAUAUAGUGGAUGUCAUGUCUCCUGAAUUUUGUACGCCUGUCCUUUCAUACCACGACUAGAAGAUGAAGAUUCACUCAAACUUUGUUCUCCCCAACCAGGUGAAGUGUAAGCUGAAACUUUGAGCAGGUAAAAUUCCUUCAACACAAAUCUUCAGAACAUAGAGAAGUCUUUUUGACCAUCUUUAAUCAAGGAGAUGGUUGUGAGCUUCAUUUAAAAAAAAAAAAAAAAAUGUUUUAAGGUGUACCAUCUUGGUUUGAGCGUGUGUAAAUUGCUUUCAUCUGUUAGCCGUUUAAAAAUUCCAAUGUUCCCACCAAUAUGAAAAAGGAAUUGCAAUGUCAUUUUAACACCUCAUCUCAAAACCACUGGUCCUUACUAGAAAAUGGUCCCAUCCACUGGUUUGAAAUAAGAAUUAUCCUGCUUGCAAUACAUGAAUUAAAGAUGCCUGUCAUACAUUGGAUAGAAGUGCCCCAGUCAUGCUCUCACAUUUGUGCAGAGCAUGAAGUUGGGGCCACCAUUUCCAUCUCUCUCCUUGGUCAUUUAUUUUACUUGAGGUGCUUCAGGGAAAUCAGCGGUUUGGGCAUCAAGCUGCUGCUUAACCCAUUGGAUAUCCCAACUCCCGGCAAAAGAUCGCUCAUCUUUAAAUCCACCCUUCAGAAUUGCUUGUGUGGAAAAAGAGUUUAAAAAAAAAAAAAAAAAAAUUGUCUUCAGUAUCUUGUCUGAAGUCGAGCUUUUAAGAUAACGCAUGACAACCUUCACUAACUGGACACUGAAUGACAAAUGGUCGUGAAAAGCAAUGACCGCAAUGGGGAUGCAGUAAGAGGGAGGGCUUGUACUUCAGUGUAAAAAAUCAUUGAAGCAUUGGCUGAUGUAACACAAGUCUGUUGGAUAUGAAAGAAACUGCCCUCAAAAUACCCCUUGCUGCACCAAUCCGCUUAAAGCCUGAGGGUCAGUGUGACAGAAGCUACUGCUUCUGGUCACUGCAUCAAGCUUGCCUGUUUGAAGGUCUCCCAUCACCGGUAUUCGUGGGUCAAUUGUUUCACUUUGGGUUAUAAUGUUUACAGAACAUUGGCUUCACAUUUGCCAACAUAUCUUGUAGAGAGCAUCCUGAAUUAUCAGAGUAAUUUUCAUUUGCUCAGGCUUUACAAGUUGAAUAAUCAUGAAAUCACUCCCAAGAUCACCAGUCAAAACUCAAAAUAUCAUGGUUCUUGGACAGUUCAAUUGUUGCUUUCACAAUUCAAUUGUUAUUUUAGAUAAGUGCAAUAUUUUUUUCUUAAAAUCAGUUAAUCAUAUCAUGGUAAACCUGGCAACAUACAGAAAUUAAGACUGCAUUAAGUGGGAUGUUUUUACAUGUGUCCCAGCCAAUAUCUAGCAGCAGGAAUGCCAGCAGUAGAGUUGUUCCUGCAAAACCAGUGGGCACACAGUGCCAUGUUUGUGGAAAAUGGGGACAGCUUUUUACUUUCAUAACCAAACCAUUGUAAAUAUCACAAUGCAACUGUGACCUCGUGUUUGUAUUUCAUUCUAAUGCAUUACUCUUGUGAAAGUGGUCUAUUGUCAAUGUGAAUGUUCUCGGUAAGUGCUGUGUGUGAUAUUAGACUUGUCAAUUCUAUUUAUUAAGUAUUAUGUUUGAAGCCAAUGACAGUUGGAGUGAGUGGUGUUUUUGGGUCCUUCAUUGUAGCCGUAACCCACCUGUCCCUCGAGCUUCGUGAUCUGUCUGUACCGAGCCCCUUCUGCAUUGUGAUAGCGCUGAGUGUUAUUGUGGCAUUGCAGCACUGUCUGGUUGCAUGCACACAGUGGUCCAUCCACACAAAGGACCCAGCCGGGAAGCAGCAAAUGCGAGAUCUCUAUUUCUGAAGCCCCUUAUAUGGUGGGUGGAGGAGCCCCACUAAUGACCCGAGACCCCACAUGAAAGUUAGAACCAGUCCAUUCAGCGAUGAUAUCUCCUGCCGUCCCUGUAGCCUACAUAUGCUCACAACUCCAACAAGCCUAGGUGUUUGUCUUUAAACUAUGUGAUCGAUACACAUCUUCUGCAACUUAAUUGUUAAUGUGUAAUUUUAAGAUUGCCCCAUGUAGAUAUAUUACUAGCUCUGUUUUCUACCCCUUAUUUUGCUUGCUGACACACUUGCGUCCUUAUGUGAGAGACCUUUGUACUAUGAAGUCUCAGUGGAGCUCUAUUCUGAUGCCAGUGCACCUGUAUUGGCAGCAGUCUGUUAGUACCAUUGAGUGAGUUGCAAGUGCUGAAACAAAGAACAUAUCCAUUGUGUCGGUCUAGUGGUGACUCUAUGGGUGAUGUGGACGAGACUCCAUUUUGUCAGAUCUUGGUUCUAAGCAUCUGUGUCACAAUGUGUUCUCGCUCAGCUAGGUGAGUGAAUGUGCACAGUGUAACGCUGUGUUCAUGGAUGACUGCAUGAGCUGCAGACAAUCGAGGAAUUGUACGGAACCAGGGAGCACCAUGGACCUCUCACUGCUUCGGGCUACUUCUCUGGAAGUUGUCAGAUUUUUGUUGUUAUCAUGAACAAUAGUCAGUCAACCUGUCUGACCAUUAAGUGACUGAAGCUAACUCGAAUGUACUCAUGGGGAAAAUAACAUCUGCUUAAAGAAGAAAGCAGUUGUCGCCGUUGUUAAACUUGAUUGUGCAAUAAAGUGUGUAAACUGAAA